AUGAUCACUAAACCAGAUCGCUAUUUAAUGUUUGUGUAUGGUACUAUUAAAACCGGUCAACCAAACCAUUAUAUCCUAAAGGAUCCAGAUAAUGGUGAGGCUGAAUUUAUUUGCGGUGCCGAGUCUAUUGAUAAAUGGCCCCUGGUAAUUGGAUCAAAGUAUAAUGUGCCGUAUCUAUUACAUAAAAGGCAUUUCGGAAAGAGAAUAUACGGUGAGCUAUGGUCGGUGGACAUAAACAUGCAAAACAAAAUGGACGACUUUGAGGCACAUCCCAGGUUUUAUCGGCGUAUGGAGAUCCCGGUGCUCACCGAUGAUAACACGCCGGUCAAGGCGUGGGCCUACUUUCUCAUAGACUAUAAGCCACACCUAUUGGACCUGGACACUUAUGAAAACUAUAAUACUUAUGGCGAUCACGGGCUACGAUAUGUCGAGGGCUGCGAACGCCAUGAUCAUCCAAAAGCACCGGUAUCUCAAAUCGCCUGUAAAACCUAG
Oppiella nova is the source of this 492-nucleotide messenger RNA. The record is from the annotation of a GenBank genome assembly. Lineage: Eukaryota; Metazoa; Arthropoda; Arachnida; Sarcoptiformes; Oppiidae.